AAGGCUAUUCUUUACACCAUACGCGUGUUUGUUAUACUAUCUAUUUGCAGAAAUGUGAACUGUCGUUUCAAACCCUGGUAUAUGAAAAGAAAGAGGCGACGCAAGACAUUUUUCGAAUCUCUUCAGAAUCACUUCUUGUCUGGUGACGUUUGACGUCAGGGGUUUCCGCGUAUAUCAUUGAUGACUGAGGUAGUUUUAUGGGCUAGCCUAAAUAUUUCGAGAUUGCGUUUUCAUGUUGUGUCGUGGCUUUAUUGUGUGGAUUAAAGUGCAAAAUUGACUUGCUAAUCAUGGAAACUAGUACAAUAUUAGACGAAAAAUCAGUAGUUGGUCAGGUACCAAUGACUGUCCUAUAUGAAAAUUCCAUGCGUGAAGAACCUUCCCCAGAAUACCUACAAGAAAAAGAAAUGUGUUGUAGAUAUUUUGAAAAGUGGAAUGAAAAUAGUCAAGUGGAAUUUGUUGAACUAUUACUCUCAAAAAUGUCACAUUAUCAACACAGUCAUGUUAGCUGUUAUCUUCGGCCUAUGUUGAAGAGGGACUUUAUCACGCUAUUACCAAAAAAAGGACUGGACCAUGUAGCUGAAACUGUUUUAUCUUACUUGGAUGCCGAGUCUCUCUGUUCAGCUGAACUAGUCUGCAAAGAGUGGUCCAGGGUGAUUUCUGAAGGAAUGCUAUGGAAAAAACUGAUAGAAAGGAAAGUUCGAACAGAUCCACUAUGGAAAGGGCUUGCAGAAAGAAGGGGAUGGAUCAAGUACCUAUUUAAACCCCCACCAGGAGAGCAACACCCAGAUCACAUGUUCUAUAGGAGAUUGUAUCCAAGAUUUAUUCAAGAUAUUGAGAGCAUUGAAAACAACUGGCGAUGUGGUCGACACAACUUGCAAAGGAUCAAUUGUCGUAGUGAAAAUAGCAAAGGAGUGUACUGCUUACAGUAUGAUGACCAGAAGAUUGUUAGUGGACUACGAGAUAAUACAAUCAAAAUCUGGGAUCGAACCUCCCUCCACUGUCUAAAAGUUCUGACAGGCCAUACAGGAUCAGUCUUAUGUCUUCAAUAUGACGAUAAAGUUAUAAUUAGUGGGUCAAGUGAUGCCACUGUCAGGGUUUGGGACUUGAAAACAGCCGAGAUGGUUAAUACAUUAAUCCACCAUUGUGAAGCUGUUCUACAUUUAAGGUUCAACAAUGGUAUGAUGGUUACCUGUUCCAAGGAUCGUUCCAUUGCCGUUUGGGACAUGGUUUCUCCUACAGAAAUCAACCUCAGAAGGGUAUUAGUCGGACAUCGAGCAGCUGUAAAUGUUGUAGAUUUUGAUGAAAAAUACAUCGUAUCUGCUUCAGGGGACCGAACUAUUAAAGUCUGGAAUACAUCCUCUUGUGAAUUUGUUCGAACUUUGAAUGGUCACAAACGAGGUAUUGCUUGUCUUCAGUACAGAGAUCGUCUGGUUGUCAGUGGCAGUUCGGAUAACACCAUUAGACUUUGGGACAUUGAAUGUGGAGCUUGUUUGCGAAUCCUAGAGGGUCAUGAAGAAUUGGUGCGAUGUAUUCGGUUUGACAAUAGAAGAAUUGUUAGUGGUGCUUAUGACGGAAAGAUCAAAGUUUGGGAUUUGGCAGCUGCCCUUGAUCCAAGAUCACCAGCAGGAACUCUCUGCCUUAGAACGUUAGUGGAACACACAGGUCGUGUCUUCAGACUUCAGUUUGACGAGUUUCAAAUUGUUAGUAGUUCUCAUGAUGACACAAUCCUUAUCUGGGAUUUUUUAAAUGCUAAACUUCCAGAAACUCCCUCGCUGAAAUCGCCAUCCCGCACCUACACGUACGUAUCAAACUGACAAGCUGGCUCGUCACCUAGCUGUAAAACAAUCUCAGACAACUCUAUUCCAUUUGUUCUUGUGUGUGCAGCGUUAAAUUUUUUUUUUUUCUUUUAGUUGACACCACCGCUGAGCACUUAGGAAUGUUGCGAUGUCACCUUAUUCAACACUUCCUGCAUCAUCAUAGAAAUUUUGCUGUGAAAGGACAGGCCAGCAACGUAUUUAAUUAGAUGUCUAGGGUAUUAUAUGCUGGUCAGUGUAUAUGAACUUAUGGCUGAGAGUGUGACUUGCCAAAUGCUGAAUAUAGGUCUAAAACAUUAACACAAUGAUUGGUCAGUCUUAUUAUCUUGUGCUGUAGCUGAACUGUGUGGCUAAAGUAAUAACUUUUAGCACAGUAUGAAGACAGUAAUGAAGAUUAGUAAACUGGUACAAAUGCAAGACUCUCAGUGGACUUCAGCAUCCUUCUGUCUUGAUUAUAGUCAAUAAAUGACUGAGUUAGAAAUGAAAAAAAACCAGUAAGACUUGCAUAAUCAAUGCAAUAUAACUUGAUUUGGAAAUGGCUAGGAAUAAACUAAAAUGUGAGUUUUUGAAGAUGUAUUAAUUUUUAAAUUUCUGGAUAUGAAAGGUAAAAUAUGUCUGCUUUGAAUGUCAACAGAAAAGUAGAAUUUGUUAUUAUAUUAAAAACAAAAAGGGUUCCUUAAGGUUAUAAACUAAAACUCCAGAUACUAAGGCUAAGCAGAAUAAUUUAUUGAAUGGUUUAUAAGAAAUAAUAGUGUGUUCAUGAUAAGACCAUGAGGCUUCUCGAGAAAAUAUGACACUUAAAUUUACAAACUUUCUGGUAUAAGAAAAGAAUUGGUUAACUUUUAUUAAAUACAAAUGUCAUUCACAAGCUUGAUGUUUAUUCAGAGAAACAUGCUCAUUUCUAUAAGCUUCAUUUAAAAAUUUAAAUUAUAAGUGUGGUAUAUAAAUAUCUAGCUGUGUGAACUAAAUUAAGCAUUAUAACUCCCAGUUUUGUAAUUGAAGUAUGAAACUACCAUUUUUGCCUUUCUGGAGUUAGCUUGCAUUAUUUUUUGUGAUCAUUUUACAUAUUCCAGAAGUAUGAUUUAAAAAAAAUAAAUAAAAAAUGAAACUGGAAAAAAAAAAACACCACCAACAACAACUUUGCUGUUAUUGUUAAGAGCAAGUUUGAUUUUCUUGUUUAAUAUUCACUGAAUGAGUGUUUAAGAGAUUCUUAUUAGUAGUAUUAUUUUUAUUCCUAUUAUUUAAAACUCUUGACUCUGUGCGUGGCUGUUUUAUAUUGCUUGAUGUUUUCUCUCGACUCCUGUGGUUAUUGUAACUCGAAUAAUAGGUUUAAGUUUCUCCUGUUUCGUAAUAACUGUCAGCAUUAAUGCUGGAUGUAUUGUGUUUAAGUAUAAACCUUUUUGUUUUAUAGAUGUCUUUUGUGUGUCCUAUCCUGAAUGACAAAACUAAAAAUAAUAAAUUUUAGUCUACAUUAGUGUUUAGAUUAUAUAGAUGAAAGUGAAAUAGGAAAAAAAAAACGAUUUUAGUAAGGAAUUUUAAGUAUUUGUUAGGAGUUUUAAUGUAUACUUUCAAAAGCAUUUCAAAUUUUUUAUAAGAAUUUGUAGAAGCAGUCCCAAUCAGCAGAUGUGUAUGGUGUAGCAAAAUACGUGUCAUUAUUUUAUCCAAUGUGAUAAUGCUCCUGCUUAAAGAGAAAUCAAAACAUAUGGUUUUAAGUUCUGUUAAUACUACCAUAUCAUAAAGGUUUUUUUUUUUUACAACAAAAUCUAACAUUAGUCAAUUUACCUGUAUUAUCCACAUUAUUGUAACUCGGUUCAACUUUCUUGCUUCUAUCACUGUAAAUGCUGGUUUUGACAGUUACCAAUACUGAAACGAUUGUGAACUGAAAAAAGAUUGUGAAAUAUAAAAGCCUAGUAUUUGAUUUGACUUCUGAACUCUUCUUGAAAUGUUACGAGAUGAUAAUGUUUUUGGGCUAUAUAAAAUGUUACUGUUACAAAAAUGAGUUUAGUUAGCAUUAGACAUCUUUAUGAUGAACCAAGAUGUAUACUUCCAUAUUGAAAACUUCCAUUUGCGAAGCAGGAGUAGUUUUCUAGUUUUAACUCUUUAAAUAUUUUGUCAUGUGCAUAUAAAAAAGAACAAACUUGUUAAACCAACCACUAAUCAGUUUUUUGUGGCAAAUGAUUUUUCACAUCCAGAGAUAAAACUUAUAAAUUUGAAAAUGAGUCGAUUGACUUUCACUCGAGCCGUUAAGCUUUUAAAUUUUGGUCAAACUAUUAAUUCUUACAUAUGAAAAUACUUUAAUUCUACUAGACACUUCUCUAGGUGUUAACAUCAGAAAUGUUGAAGAAGGUUAAAAAAUGCACAGAAAUAUGCUUUUUUCCAUCCUCAAAAAAACUUGUUUUGUUCUGUGUUGUUUUUUUACCUUAAGCCUUAAUCUGACAAGAGGAUUAUAUUUCUUUGAUUAGAAUUGAUUCACUUGUUUUAGUUGUGGUUCUAUGGCUUAAAGAUAACACAAGUAAAAAUGUUUCUUUAGGAUGAAGAAGAGUGUAUUCUUUAUAUGGUUAUAAUCAUUUUCUACAAGAAGGAUCAUUAGAUCUUACAAUAACUUUUUUAUCUAAAGAGAAGAGAAUUUUUUACUAUCAUCAAUAGCAUGGAAUAAAAAAAUAUGAUGAUGAUAAUAAGUUUAGUAAUAGGUAAAAUAUUAAAAUUAUACAUCUUUGAAUACGUUAUUUAUCUUGUGAUAUUUUUCAUUAAGAAGUGGGAAGAAUGAUUUUUUGAAACUAUAUAAAACAGCCAGUACUUGUGGUUAAUGUUUCUAUAACGUACAGUACCAAAGUUUUUAGAUGGAGCAGAUGUUUGUUGUCGAUAUCUUUCCAGGAAAGUCGUAUACUAAUAAUUUAAAGAAUGUAAUUAAACCAUGGAUAUUUUGAAUGAAUAAAUAUCCUAGGGGGGUAUAGAUUUAGGUUAGAAAAAUGUACUAAAAAUAUUCAAACUAAGACAUUCAAUCAUACAUACAUACACACACAAGACAGUAUUCCAGUACAUUAAGUUCCAGAUAUUUCAUGUUUUCAAUCUUACGUUCAAUUUCAGAUAUUGUUAUUUUUGUUAUUAUUUAUAAGUUUUUAUCUAAUCAAAGGUUUGCAGUAAUUAGAACCUGAUCCUGGUGAACUUAAAGAUUGUUUACUGAUCUAGAUGGACAGAGCUUACAGGCUACUAAGACACUUCUAAGUUUUUUUCUGGUGUAGUCUAAGUAAUCCAAAUGAUCUCCCAUUUUGUGCAAAUGCUCAGUGAACUUUUGUAUUAAAUAAAUAGAAAUAUGGAAGUUUUUUUAUCACUGUUAAUAUUCAUUUGUAAGUGUGGCUUAUAGGCUGUUCAAAUAUUCAUCACCCCUAAUGUGCAUCUCUUUUUCAGAGUAUUUAUCUUACAAUUUUUUUUUUAUUAUAUGUUUUGGUAUACUUAUCCUCCAUAGAUUAUAAAAGCUUUAUUUAAUCAGAAAAAUCAAGAAACUGCAGUAAAUAGUGUACUUCUUUGUUAAAAAGUGAGUUAUUUGACAUAUUCAAUAGAAAUACAAAUUUUUGUAUCUUUAAGGGUCUCACUGAUACAGAUGAAAUGUAAUUUUUUUUUAAAUAUAGGUUUGUGUAAUACGUACAAAUCUUCUUACCCGUUCUUUAGUCUUAACUUGCAUUAAUCAAUCAGUUUGUUUGGCUUUUUUUUUUAUUUUGCAUUUAGUGGGUCAGUGUUUUUUGUUUUUUAGUGAUUUAGCAGAAUAAUAAUUGCAUGUAAUGAUUAAACAUUGUAGAUAUAUAUAUAUAUAUAUAUAUUCUUAAAUUUAAAGAUUGACUGAGCAAUAAAGUGUGAAAUGAAUACCAGAUAUUACAAUACCAGGUUCAAUUACAAAAUCCUAACUAGGUUGAAUUAAUGUUUCCAAAAUUAAUGUUACAAGUUUAUAAACAAAUAUUUAACGUUUGUGGCUGUCUAAAGUUAGUAAAGUACUGUUCCGAGUAUUAGGAUGGAAUUCUGUGGACGAUGAAAUGCAAUUUCGGAUUUUAAAACAACUAGUUUGUUGGCAAAAUGGUCAAUUUUAUGGUCGGAGAAUAUUGUUAUGGUUAGAGGAUCUUAAAGCAAAUUGAACUUAUUCAGUCUGAAACACGUUUUGUUUUGUGAUUAGGGAAUGCUGAAAUUUCAACAGUUUAUUAGCAUUAAUCUACUCUUUCCUAGGUAAAGGAAGCUUAAGGACAUCUUACGUUUUUGAAACAACUGAAUUUGAAAAUAAAAUUAAAUCAAUAAUAACCCUAAGAUACUGUAUGAAAUUAAAAUGAUUACUUAUUCUAAACUGCUUUGUGCAAUUAAUUUUUGUAAUACUGUAUUUUCCUGGAAUGACGAAUUUGUGUUUCUAAAUUAUAAAAACAAAAACAUCUUUCAUGCCUUUCUAAUACUUCAGAUGGACAUCUCUAAGUAAGGAUUAUUAAAGUUUUUUUUAUUAAUUUCAAACACUUUUUAUCGUGAUGAAAAAACUGAUAAAGUGAGGUUGCAAUACCUGAAAGAAUCUUAUUAAUGUUAGUUGUUUUGCAACGACUUUCGUGUUCUACAUCUCUUGCCUAGAAAUAUUUUAAAUAUAAGACUUGGUUCAUCAUUCUUGUAUGUUAAAAUAUUUAGUGCAAGAUACCUCAGAUCACUUGCUUUUAAUGUUCAAAACGAGGUUGAAACUGACAUGGCAAAAUUAAUAUGAUAACUAGUUUAAUGAUAGGGUGGCAUUUUGGAUCAUUACUGUCAUGCAAGUCAACUCAAACUAUUCUCCAGCAAGAUUGAGUAAUCUAAGACUUUUAACUUGCCUCAAAAAACAACAGCAAAUGUAUGUUUAAUCAGGAUGUUAUGUUUUAACAUAAGUGUUUAUUUUUAAACAGCAAAAUGGGGAUGAAAUAUAAACUGUGUUGGUGAGAAAUGACAAAGGAUGAAAAGUUGUUGUUAGCAGAGUAAAUUAUGGGCUACAUUUGUCCAAUAAAAAAAAUGAUGAGUGGGUGGGGUGUAGGAGUAAUAUUAUUUAAAUAUACAUGUAGCUUUGUAAAUGUUGGCACGAAGUUCAUAUUGGCAUGAAAUGCAGUUUGAAAAUGGAAUUAUCAACAACAACAUAUUCCUGCUUGUUUUUUUUUUUUCUUAUUCAUAUAUAUGUGUUGUGUUUGUAUUUGGUUGAAUUCUGCCUCUUUGUCAAUGUUUUCUUUUGUCCCUGCAGUUUUAGUACGAAAAAUUCUGCAUUCCAACUUCAAUUUUUACAUCGGGAGUUUACAGUGGGUUAAGAAAGCACUUGGACAAGAUGUUGGUGGCAUUUUUAUUUAGUUUACUUUUUCAUGUUAUUUUAAAAAAAUAUUGUCAUGUUUUCAUAUGCUCAUUCUUGCUUGUGUGUAAAUUACCCAGGGCAAGCACAAUAUGAAAUGUAUGAAUGUACUUGUAAAAUAGAACAUAAUAUAUAUAUAUGUA
Limulus polyphemus (Atlantic horseshoe crab) is the source of this 7286-nucleotide messenger RNA. RefSeq names its product F-box/WD repeat-containing protein 1A-like. Gene Ontology annotation, molecular function: protein dimerization activity. The record is from RefSeq and is a predicted model, not a curated record. NCBI's taxonomy places the organism in Eukaryota, Metazoa, Arthropoda, Merostomata, Xiphosura, Limulidae. The transcript is spliced from 11 exons. Bases 288 to 1814 code for a protein of 508 amino acids.